Messenger RNA from Xiphophorus hellerii (green swordtail), 5442 nucleotides. It is a transcript of the gene mfap3l, whose product is annotated as microfibril associated protein 3 like. The record is from RefSeq and is a predicted model, not a curated record. The coding region runs from base 3352 to 4587 and encodes 411 amino acids. The transcript has 3 exons. NCBI's taxonomy places the organism in Eukaryota, Metazoa, Chordata, Actinopteri, Cyprinodontiformes, Poeciliidae.
AUAUCUCACCUUCACUGUGAUGAAUCAGUCAUUGGAUUUAUUCUAACAGCUACUUAGAAAAUGUCAGAUUUCCUCUAUGUUAAGUAAACGUCAAUCUGAAAAAUGUCACAGCCACCAGGUUACAUAUUCAGUGUUUUCCUUAGCAGUUUUGGAUUUUUUUGCAGCGAAGAUCAUGGUCUGCCAUCAUCCAUAACAAUGAUCAUUAAAUAAUUUUAUAUUCAUACCUCUACUGGGAACCAAAACACCGUGACGUUCUCCAAAACAGAAUUAUUUCUUCUUAAUGCCUCUGCCGCACCACAGCGUAUCUGACUAGACUUUCAAUGGCUUGUGCAGACACACUGCAACGACAGAAAAUAUUGUUCACCGUAAGCCCAGAGGUUAAAAAUAUGAUCGCCAGAUCAACCACCAUUUUUAGACAUGUCAACAAUGCCGUAGCAUGAGCGCAGUGACUCUGACAUGUCUUAUAGCGCACAUGUGACUCGGCAAUAAUAUUUGUUAACCUCAAGUAACACUGUGCACACACUGUCUGCACUGAUGGGGUUUCACUUACCUCAACGGGAAGCUGAAACUGACUGCAAGAUCUACUUUUGUAGAUUAUGCCCAAUCCUGAUGCGGCACAACACUGUGAAUUCCACACCCCUGAUCCCAAUGCAUGUGCUGUGUUCUAAAACAAAUGUGCAUCAAACAGGGCACGCAUAGCUACAGCAUGUGGCAAAUCGAAUGCUACGCUUUUAGAGUCACGUAACAUUCAGUUUUCAGAACACCAGCCUACAUGUAAGACGGGAAACGGUGUGGCAGCAGCUGUAGAAACACUAGUCAGUGGCUAAUUAGGUUUCGUGGAUGUAGUCUAUGAUUCUGGGGCAGACUUUUCUGACAGCAGCAGUACUUGAAGUAGAGUCUUAAUGAACGAGUCACUUUUCGUAUUCAUCCAUCUUUUCCUGACGAUCACAUAACGGCCCCUGCCGAGAACAACAGGGUCCCUCUGUUGCCUGCUCUCCUUCCCUCUGUACAGACUUCCUCCCCGCUGUGCUCAGCUGUAGCUCCUUGUGUUACAGCGUGACUGAGCUCUCUGAAGUGUUUGAGUACAGCAGGAGCUUUCAUCUGUGAAAGAUAAUGGGGUCAGGGAGGUAGAGACGAAAUACGCUUGUUGCAACACCUGCAGGAGUGUGGACAAAAUAAGCCUCCUUUUGUCCUGAACCGAAAGGUUCUGCUUGAUGUACUGUACAGUCGUAUAAAUCGAUGGAAGUCUUCCGAAAAGGUCGUAUGAAGCUUUAAGACAACAUUACUUUUGUUUAUGUUAAAUUCAAAGGAAAGCUUUGAUUCUUAUGGCGUGGAUGUUUGCUGACUGACAGAGUAAUUGUACCUCCAGGUAUCUUACAGCCAAGUAGAGACGACAAAAGGUCAGAGCAGAGGAGAAAGAACAAAUUCAACCUUCAGUAACCCUAAACUCGAUCCAAAUGCAUGAAAAGACACAACUGGUUUUAACACUGGCUUCUCUUCAUAACCAGAGCAUUUUUAUCUUAGCUAUUGACCGCUCUCUUACGACUCGAUCCUUGGUAUACUACGCCGGUCUUUCGACUUGUCACAGCUUCCAGGCUGUCUCUUACCACGUCUGGGCUACAAGGUAACAGCCUGAAUUAUAUUGACUUAAAAUGUGCCUUAUUUCCCUGCUGUCAUUUCUGCUACCCAGACACACAGCGAUCCACUUUCAGAGCCUGUUCAUCAUGCAGCCUUUCCGUUUGAAGGGCUUUUAACCACAGUCCAUUUGCCAGCUGCAGUUGCAAUAAGUCAUGUACAUGCAGCCAUAGGCAGAACAGGGUGAGUUCUCCACCACAGGAUUAAAUGCCCUCGUGUCAAUACUGUUUAUUGUCUUUGUACUACAUUUUCUUGGGUAAUCCAUACACAUACUCCACUUAAUUCAUGCAGUGGCUAUAAUAUGCAUCCAUCCAGUCUAAGAUCGGGCCACAAGCCCUGGAUGGAAACCCUGACAUUAUACUUAAAAACAAGCGAGUUACAAAAAAGCUUGACGUUUAUUUCUCACUACAACCAGUAAAUAUACUGUUGGAAAAUUUGUUCAUCUACCCUUCAAUGGUGCUGCUUUAUGGAAGUCGCAGGCUGUGCCCAUAAAAACAAUUCCUCAUGUUAUAACACGGAGAAAAUUUGUUUAUGUUAAACAAAUCGCGUUGAUAACCAUCAUGUUGUUAGACAUGGCACUGAUGGUGAAACCAAAACACUUUCCACUGACACAUUUGCUAUUUUGACCGUUUUUAUAGGUAAUAUUGAUACCAAAUGUAUAUAUUACUUCAAACUAGACAAUGUGGUGGUUACUGUGCCUUUAAAAUCUGAUACUAAAAGGUUAUUUCUAGUGUUCAAUAUAUGUUCAAUAUCCAAGUAUAGGUCUCUGUUGAACCCCACGGGGUAUUUCCUCUAUAAAAUAGCCGUGAUCUCCACAAAUAAACCAGUUAGUUGAUGAAUCAGCUGCAUUUUCUAGUCCAUAAAAUGAUGAAAGUAAUUCUAAGCUACCAAAAAAAAAAUUGCAUUUCUUCCUUUAAAAUCUACAUAUGAGCUUUCAUGUUUGACUAAGGGAAUUUUAGGAGAGAAAAAAAAAACAAUGCAGCAUCUGUGCUUUUAGUGCAGAUAUUUAGUUACCAGAGAGAAUGAUGUCUGGGUAAAAAGCCCAACAGCUAGCCCUGUUUGGGCUCAAGAAGCCAUCACCAAAGGCAGCUUUAGCAGGUGAUGCGUCUACCUAUGAUAGUUUAUUGUUAUUGAGAGUUUUUUAUUUGUGAUAAGAUGUGAUUCGUUGUAUUGUGGAUAUAAACAGUGUUGUAAGGAUUUUUUUUUUUUUUUUAGGUUUUUCCCAUCCUGCCGUAGUGGCUAAGAAUUUGGGGCAGUGGGUAGCGGCAAGCUGUAUUUCGGUUUAUUUUUCUUCUACUUUAUGAUUUUCAUCCUGUUUUAAGUGUGAUUAUAAAUGUUAGUACCCGGUAGCAGACAGCAGUUCCCAUCAGUGCAACCCGAGCAGGCGGCCGGGGCUCUGCGCCCUCCCUCCCCCUCUCACCGCUCCGGUUCCACAGCAGCAGGCAUCGGGAGGAAGGAGGAUGGAGAUCCCGGAGCAGGAAUAGCUCCUCUCGUACCGUCUACUGGGAGGUUCUCAACCAAACACUGGGGCACAAAUGGCACUCAGACCAUGAUGUAAGUAAAAAAAAAAAAACAAGGCUGUGCGGAAAUUGCGGCUGUUUUCGGGUGUUUUAUCGGCGACCGUCGAUGUGAGAUGUUUCACAUCACAGGGCUGGAUACCAAACUGCCUUCCUCUAUCAAGAGAUAGCCAGCCGGCAGGAUGGAGCCCCAGGAGGAAUGACACGAUAUCUUCCCCCGUUGGGUGUCGCACAACAGUCCAAAAAAAUGCACUGGACCGGCGGAUCCGUCUUCGUAGUCCUGGCGUGUCUUAUCGCCUCCCGCUCUGCCGGGGCGUUAUCGAUGGACACGGAUGGGAACCGUACAGAGAACAACAACGUGACAGACGGCAGCGGCUUCGUUCCAGUUGUGUUCACUAAAGUGAGCCAGAUAAUUGCCAGGGAGGGGAGCUGUGCGCUGAUUGAUUGCAACGUCACCGGAGACCCGUUCCCCAGCGUCGAGUGGUUCAACUCCCACGGAGAGCGCCUGGACACGCAGACUAGUGGAGGGAAGUGGUGGCUGCUGGACACCGGAGUCCUCAACAUCACCAGCAUUGAGUUCUCCGACCGAGGCAAGUAUACGUGCAUGGCCGCCAACGUCCAUGGCACCGCCAAUGGCACGGUGACCCUGCGCGUGGUCUUCACCAAUGGCGACAUGGGCGUGUACUACAUGGUGGUGUGUCUGGUCACCUUCACCAUCAUCAUGAUCCUGAACGUCACACGCCUCUGCAUGAUGAGCAGCCACCUGAAGAAGACGGAGAAGGCCAUCAACGAGUUCUUCCGCACCGAGGGCGCCGAGAAACUGCAGAAGGCCUUCGAGAUCGCCAAGCGGAUCCCCAUCAUCACCUCGGCCAAGACGCUGGAGCUGGCCAAGGUCACCCAGUUCAAGACCAUGGAGUUCGCCCGCUACAUCGAGGAGUUGGCCCGCAGCAUCCCGCUGCCGCCGCUCAUCAUGAAUUGCCGCACCUUCAUGGAGGAGAUCCUGGAGGUGGUGGGGGUGGAGGAGAUGAGGCACACCUUCGUCCGGCACGCCCCCGAGUGGCGGCGCGACGCGCAUGGCUGGAUCCCCUCCAUCGGCGUGCGGGACGUCUUCACCAUCCUGCAGGUGAGGGACAGAGAGCGCAGCGAGUCACCGGCCGCCGACUCGGACAACUCGUCCGUUCACGAGCAACCGCAGCAGAUCGCCAUCCAGGCAUCCGUGCACCCUCCGCUCGACGACGGGGACUGCUGCAUGUACGAGGCGUCGCCACCGUCGCCGUCGCUCUCCCCCUGCCCCUCGCCGUCCCCACCGUGCUCCCCUCUGCCUCUGGAGGAGCAACAGGUGGCGCAAGAAGAGGAGAUCGGCAGCCAGGCAGCGGCCGAACAGAUAGUCAGCGAGACCCCCCCCUGCCAGGUGUUUUACGAAAGCCAUGUUUGAUUGGACUACGAGGGCCGCGCUGACAUCCUGCUAUGCAUCUCACACUGUAUGAAACAAUCACCUGUUUAUUCAUCUCUAUCUCUGAAGUUCCUGACACAUUUCAUCCAAUCAGAGGCUUUUUAAGCACUCUUCACUCUGGAUUUUCAUGCUUGAAUGUACGUGAGAGGAGGUAGUAAUAUUAAUAAUGUAAUAAGCAGAGGAUUGUAUGAGGAGCUGUCUUAUUUAAAGAGGAGACGGGGGGAUUUGCUUCAGUUUGUAGUUUCUUACAAUGUUUGAAUUUUUAAUUUUCCUCACCCACCUCCAGGCGUUACCACGGCGCUCUGCUUAUCUGCAUGCUGGUCUGAUGAAGCUAAAAGGGUAGCCUGACUGGAACAUGCUUUAAGGCCAGGUGGACCUGUGAAUAUACGGAGUCCUGAUUAAAGACACACCUCUGAGUGGAGUUUGUUUUCUUUCAGAUAAUUUUAAUUAUAGAGUAUUAUUCCUGACUGUGCUGUGGUUUGAUUCCUCCAGUCUGUCUAGUUUAGGCAGGUUGGACUUUGAACUCUCCUCUCAUUCAGUGUUUUUGGUUUAUAAUCCACCUCCCUGUCUAAUCUUAGCAUUAUCUUUCGUCUGCAGAGGCUUUGCUGUAAACUUGCAUGUUAAAGUGGACAGUUGAGAUGUCCGACAUCUUGUUCUGGGACUCCUUGUGUUUUCUUCCGUCGCUUGGGCUGAAGCUCCAGUCUGUGGCCGAGACGAGCUGCACGCUGUUCUGCUUUCACCGGUGCUCUACAGAUGCCUCUUUUUUCUUCUUCUUUUGUAGUGGAAUAAAAUAAGAGUGCUGUGCUUUAAGAUAAAAUAAAAAGCAAGGCUGUGUGA